AUGACUUCUGCUUCAACAGAAACUCAGAGGUUUGGCGAUUCUUCAUAUAACCAGUGGCCAGCUCUGUCGGCUGGGAACCAAGGAACCAGCAAUCUUCAUGCUCGGUCUGAUAGGGGUCAGAAUUUGGCAAAGCAUUCAGUCGCCUCAGAAGCAGAAGUGGCAUCUCUUAGGGCUCACUCCAUAGACUAUCCUUGGGCAGCAAAGAUGAAUCCUUCUCUGCGUAAUCUUCAUAGAGUCACUAUCCCAGAAUACAUGGAGGAUGGAACCCCAAAGGUUAGAAUCCCUAGUCAUGUUCUUCUAGGUGGUGUAGAGAAUCAGAAAGAAUUUGUGGUUGGUCAGUUUUAUAGGUGUUCUGCUCCAUCUAGAGGCCAAAUUCAGGCUGUGCGAGGUUUAUGGCAUGUUGAUGAUUGUUUGAUGUUUGUUUCUCCAUGGUCUCCGACGGAAUCUAUAGCUGUCCACAAAAUCACGACUGUUCCUGUGUGGCUGACGCUAAAUAAUACUCCCGAUCAACUUUAUUCAAUCUUGGGGAUUAAGUGGAUUGCUUCAGGUAUUGGUGAACCAUUGUUGACUGAGAAGCCAUGGCUUGAUCCAACAGAAAUGGGAAGAGCAAAAAUUUUGGUUGAGUUAGGACAUAAAGCAUCUCGAUGUUUACUUCUAAGAACUGGUACUUCAGGUCCGGCAGCUUCUCAUCAUGCUCCAAAUGUUGAUACUCCAUCUAUGGUUGCUGGUUUUGUCUCGACAUCUGCUCAUAAUGGGAUAGCUGGAAAAGAAAUGGAGGUUGCAACAGUUAUAGCCUCUACAAAGGAGGCAUCUUCUUCUAAAUCAGCUCCACAAUCUUUUGUUCCUGUAGGAAAUGGUGUUCGUAGGACUUUGUCUAGCUCUGCAUUGCGUAAAAACAGAUUUGCUUCCUUGGAGUCUUCAGAUUAUUCGGAGGAUGAAGACGAGGAUGAAGACGAAGAUGAAGACGAAGAUGAAGUCGAAGCCCCACCUCCAAACGACGAGCCUGAACCAUUGGAGUUCUUGACCCCAUCUGGGAAAAGAAUCCUUCGGGAAAGGCCGGUUCGUCCGUCAACCAAAGCGAAAGAGAUGCAAUGGCAAAUCGUUCGAGGUGGACGUGGGAAUCGUGGUCGUGGUAUUAGAGGUGGUUGUGGCUAG
Eutrema salsugineum is the source of this 1155-nucleotide messenger RNA. RefSeq lists its product as uncharacterized. NCBI's taxonomy places the organism in Eukaryota, Viridiplantae, Streptophyta, Magnoliopsida, Brassicales, Brassicaceae. Bases 1 to 1155 code for a protein of 384 amino acids. The transcript is spliced from 4 exons. The record is from RefSeq and is a predicted model, not a curated record.